UAACACACAACUGCAUUUGUAUGCAAACUACGCAGCACUAAUUAAAAAACUCUGAAAUGAAUUGUAAUUUCCGCUCUUUUUGUCACGGUUGUUUUCGAUGCGUUUUUGGCGCGUAGUCUUGGCGCGUAGUCUUGGCGCGCUUUUCAGGUUCUGGCGGCAUAUAACUACAAAUCACUCAAUCUUUAACUGGCGUCAGGCAACGAAGGUUAACAUUUAUUUCUCAUCAUUUGCAAAAAUGCCCUGCAGUCCCAUAAAGAGAGAUAUAUCAGAGGACGAAAUUUUGAGGAGCACUUCACCGUGUUUGAAGAAGGAGAGACUGUCGCCGCCAGCGGCACCGUCGCUGGAGAAGACCACCAACAAAGAUGAACAGCAGUAUUUGGAUUUGUUGAAGCGGAUUAUUAAGACAGGUGAUCAGCGAAUAGAUCGCACAGCGGUGGGCACAUUGUCAAUCUUUGGCACUCAGAUGCGUUUCGAUUUACGCGAUUCCUUUCCACUGCUGACCACCAAACGGGUCUUCUUCCGUGGCGUCGCAGAGGAGUUGUUGUGGUUUGUGGCCGGCAAAACGAAUGCCAAGUUGUUGCAGGCGAAGAAGGUGCACAUCUGGGAUUUCAACAGCACUCGCGAGUUCCUCGACAAAUGCGGUCACACAGAUCGCGAUGAGGGAGAUCUGGGUCCCGUGUACGGUUUCCAGUGGCGUCACUUUGGGGCCGAGUAUCGCGGCUGCGAUGACGACUAUACAGGCCAGGGCGUCGACCAGUUGCAGCAGGUGAUUGACACCAUACGCAACAAUCCCGCGGAUCGUCGCAUCAUAAUGUCCGCAUGGAAUCCGUUGGAUAUACCUAAGAUGGCGCUGCCACCGUGCCACUGCCUGGUGCAAUUCUUUGUGUCGCAGUCAAGGGGCGAGCUCUCCUGCCAGAUGUAUCAGCGCAGUGCCGACAUGGGUCUAGGUGUUCCCUUCAACAUCGCAUCCUACGCCCUGCUCACCUAUAUGAUUGCACAUGUGACGGGUCUGAAGCCUGGCGACUUUGUACACACGAUGGGCGAUACGCACGUCUAUCUGAAUCAUGUGGAACCGUUGCAGGAGCAGAUGAAACGUGUGCCACGUCCAUUUCCCAAGCUCCGCAUCAAGCGGCAGGUUGAAAAAAUUGAGGAUUUCUGUUACGAUGACUUCGAAGUCGUUGACUACAACCCGUAUGAAAAGAUUCAAAUGAAGAUGGCCGUUUGACAUUGGUGUUCCAGUUGUCCAUGUAAAAAACCAACUAAUCUCUGUUCAUGGAAUAAAAAUGUAUUCGAAUUA
Molecule: messenger RNA, 1297 nt
Organism: Drosophila grimshawi
Lineage: Eukaryota; Metazoa; Arthropoda; Insecta; Diptera; Drosophilidae
Product: thymidylate synthase
Exons: 2
Coding region: 98-1225 (375 amino acids)
Biological process (GO): dTMP biosynthetic process
Cellular component (GO): cytosol; mitochondrion
Molecular function (GO): thymidylate synthase activity
Source: RefSeq, a predicted model, not a curated record